Molecule: messenger RNA, 1176 nt
Organism: Cyclocybe aegerita
Lineage: Eukaryota; Fungi; Basidiomycota; Agaricomycetes; Agaricales; Hemipholiotaceae
Source: the annotation of a GenBank genome assembly
AUGGUAUAUGACAAUUCAUUUGGCUCCGCGUUCGCCGUUGAACCGCAGCAUCCAUCCCCUCCUCUCGCCGUCAUGUCCAAGCGUAUUCGUAUCUACACAGUGGAGGACGUGGCCGUGCACUCGUCGUCGUCAAGUUGCUGGAUCUCGCGCGGGGGCAAGGUUUACGACGUAUCCAAAUUCCUGGACGACCACCCUGGAGGCGACGACCUGAUUCUCCAGUAUGCCGGCAAGGACGUGGAGGAGGUUAUGAAGGACAAAAUGGAACACGAGCACUCGGAUUCGGCGUACGACAUGUUGGACGAGUAUCUGAUUGGAAGGAUUGGGACAGGGGAGGCAACGGUCAGCGAUGACUGGGAAGCUACAGACGAUUUCCAUCCAGACGAGACUGAUGAGGACAGGGACUUUGAGAAAAACCAAUUCUUGGACCUCCGCAAGCCCUUGCUCCGGCAAGUCUGGGAAUCUAAUUUCAGCAAGUCUUAUUAUAUGAAGCAAGUACACCAGCCCCGGCACCUCCACGAGUCGGCGCGUCUAUUUGGGCCCUCUAUCCUCGAGAUGUGCACACGUACGGAAUGGUAUGUUGUACCCAUGGUCUGGGGUCCUAUCACGGCGUACCUCGCCCUUCGUUCGCUCUUCCAAUUCACGGGACCCCUACCCAACUUCUUCGAAAAUCCUGCGCUGCCGAUGUCGUACAUUUCCUCGAUCCCCGCGGAGUCGGUCGCCAAGUUCAUUCCAUGCUUCCUCCUCGGAAACAUUAUCUGGACGCUCCUGGAAUACCUCCUCCACCGCUUCUUGUUCCAUAUUGAUGAGCUGCUUCCAGACCGGCCUGUGUUCAUCGUCCUUCAUUUCCUGAUGCAUGGAAUUCAUCAUUACUUGCCCAUGGAUCGCCUGAGACUUGUGAUGCCCCCACCGCUCUUUUUCACUCUGCAAACUCCGUUCACUCAGCUCGCCUAUGUCCUUUUCCCGGUGGCUGUCGCGAAUGGCAUUAUCGCAGGGGCUUUCACAUUUUACAUUGGAUAUGAUUGCAUGCACUAUGCUCUUCAUCACACCAAGCUUCCGCAAUACAUGAGAGAAAUGAAGAAGUACCAUCUUGCCCAUCAUUACAAGAACUUUGACCUUGGGUACGGUGUUACCAGCAAAAUCUGGGAUGUCGUUUUCAACACUGUUCUCCCUGUCUAA